AUGCAGCUCGCUCCAUGUUCUUCGCAUCCGCCAUCUUGGAUUCAAAGUGGCAAGGACUUUAGAAUAGUGUGGGAAAAUGACUUCAUUAUUGCUUCGUUCCAUCCGCUCUAGUACUAUAAGACCAUGCAUGAGACUUAUGAACUCUCGAUUAACUCCUGCUAUUAUUUCCAGAGGUCUGGCGACAGAAAAAGAUUCUAAACCAAGUAUUGCAACUCCUGAGGAGAUGGCGACUGGCUUAGAGAAGCUUGAGUAUGACGCCGUCAUAUCUGGAAUUGAGGAUCCCUUCAGGCUUAAGAUGGCAACAGGACCUCCAGGAACGCUAGAAAAACCAACAGAAGUGCCCACAGCAUUUGGUGAACGUAUCGUUGGAUGCGUUUGUGAAGAAGAUGCAACAAUGAUCAAAUGGAUGUUAGUGAAGAAAGGAGAGCCACAAAGAUGUGACUGUGGCCACUAUUUUGUGAUUAAGGAUGCAAAUCCAAUUGAUAUUGCAUUAUAAAUCCAAACUAAAAUCCCUGUCUUGUUUAUUUUGAUUCCUUAUUGGAUUUUAAUUAGUUUUGUUAAAUACUGUAAGGAUUGCAUGGUGUAAGUGUGGCAUAUCUGUGUACAAAUUGUUGUACUUCAGUCUUGAUAUUGAAGCAUUAAAUUUAAAUUAAACAGA
Molecule: messenger RNA, 658 nt
Organism: Actinia tenebrosa (Australian red waratah sea anemone)
Lineage: Eukaryota; Metazoa; Cnidaria; Anthozoa; Actiniaria; Actiniidae
Product: cytochrome c oxidase subunit 5B, mitochondrial
Biological process (GO): mitochondrial electron transport, cytochrome c to oxygen
Cellular component (GO): respiratory chain complex IV; mitochondrial envelope
Source: RefSeq, a predicted model, not a curated record